Camellia sinensis is the source of this 1140-nucleotide messenger RNA. Its product is annotated as protein CLAVATA3 INSENSITIVE RECEPTOR KINASE 3. Lineage: Eukaryota; Viridiplantae; Streptophyta; Magnoliopsida; Ericales; Theaceae. Gene Ontology annotation, biological process: protein phosphorylation. Gene Ontology annotation, molecular function: protein kinase activity; ATP binding. The record is from RefSeq and is a predicted model, not a curated record.
AAUGUGUUAACUUAAUGUGCCUGUUUCUCAUGAAACCUCUGUCAGAUUUGUCCUGGGAUGCAAAUUAAUUUGCCUGCCUUCCAGAUUUCUUGCAACCACUGCUCUCAUUUCAUCAUCAAAACCUCUACAUUAAAUGAUUGCAAAGGAAGCAGUAUCAAGAACACAAAUGCAUUAAUCAACAAAAAUAAAAACUGGUAUUGACCAAGAAAGUCCUGGCUAUAACAGUUUUCAAAAGUAGUAAAAUGGAUUAUCAUGAUAUAAUUGGGAAGCAAAGUUAUCUAUAUCAUAGCAAACUGAUCUGUAACUUACAUUCUAUUAUACUUGCUCUAUUUCUUCUCUGAUCUUUUUGUUGUCUUUUUUGACUGUUGUUUUUGUCAUGUAAUGUAAUGUAAUGUAAUGAGUAGGAGAUUGAACAACAAUAGCUUGACUGGAGCUAUUCCUUUGUCUUUAGCCAAAGUCCCUCAGCUUGCUUUCUUGGACUUGUCUUAUAACAAUCUCCAUGGACCCGUGCCCAAAUUUCCUGCCAGAACAUUCAAUGUUGUGGGUAACCCUCUCAUUUGUGGAAGCCACUCCACUGAAGGUUGCUCCGGAUCGGCCAUCCCUAUCCCUCUUUCUUCAACUCUGAAUUCAUGGACUGGAACAAGUAGCUCCAAGAAACUGGGUAUUGCACUUGGGGUGAGCUUGAGCUUUACCUUUCUCAUCCUCACAGCGGUUGCUCUCUUCUUUUGGAGGAAAAAUAAAAAGAAAAAGCAAAGCAUUCUCAACAUCACUGGUCAAGAACUCCAAGUUGUCACAGACAAUUUUAGCUCCAAGAACAUACUUGGUGCUGGGGGUUUUGGGAAUGUGUACAAGGGAAAGUUGGGGGAUGGAACAAUGGUGGCGGUGAAACGACUAAAGGACGUUGUUGGAACUGCCGGUGAAUCACAAUUUAGGACUGAAUUGGAGAUGAUUAGCCUUGCGGUCCAUCGGAAUUUGCUGCGGUUGAUGGGAUAUUGUGCCACACCAAAUGAGAGGUUGCUGGUGUAUCCUUACAUGUCUAAUGGCAGUGUGGCCUCAAGGCUUAGAGUCACUAUUGUUGCCAACUUGCCAGUUCUCGCAAUCACAAUGGUCUUGAUUCCUCUAAAGUUCUUAUUAGAUUAG